AUGCAACAUAUGUUUGAUGAUGACAAUGAUGAAUUAUAUAAAUUAUAUGCACCGCCGUUAUCCAAAAUUUACCGGCCAACAUUAUUUAUACGUAAAAAUGAUGCACUCGGAUCAUUUAAUCAUUAUUAUCUAUUGAAUUUGUCUGAUAUUGAGUAUGAAUGUCCAAAUAAAGUUGAAUUUCCUAAUGUGUGGAAAACAACAGAUGAUACAAAUGUUAUUAUUACUGUAAUUCAACCUGGUUCUGCACGCACUGAUACUAUCCUAUCGACAACAGAAGUAAAUGGGAAUAUAAUUGACUAUGAUACAACGACAUUAAUUGGAGUGUUACGUGCUAUAUGUCGAGAAAAUAAAUAUAAUGAAGAAGAUGCAAACACAUAG
This is a messenger RNA of Didymodactylos carnosus, 378 nucleotides long. NCBI's taxonomy places the organism in Eukaryota, Metazoa, Rotifera, Eurotatoria, Philodinida, Philodinidae. The record is from the annotation of a GenBank genome assembly.